Messenger RNA from Cynara cardunculus var. scolymus (artichoke), 1815 nucleotides. RefSeq names its product serine/threonine-protein kinase STY13-like. Gene Ontology annotation, biological process: protein phosphorylation. Gene Ontology annotation, molecular function: protein kinase activity; ATP binding. The record is from RefSeq and is a predicted model, not a curated record. The transcript is spliced from 3 exons. NCBI's taxonomy places the organism in Eukaryota, Viridiplantae, Streptophyta, Magnoliopsida, Asterales, Asteraceae. The coding region runs from base 336 to 1577 and encodes 413 amino acids.
GACCAGUUCUUGUCUCUCUUUCUUUACUCGUCUUCUCUCUCACACAUCACUUUCUCUCUCUAGAGACUCACCGUGUUUUCGUCGGCGUCGAACCCGACAACAGCAACUAUCCGAAUAACGAUAUUUGAUCUCAUAGUAAUCUCUAACUCGUUCUCCCAAUCGUCUCUUUACAGUUCUGUAAUCAACACUGCAGUCGCCAAGUGAAAAAGAAGAAAACCAACCAAACCAAACCCUCUUGAUCAUCCGCUUUUGGUUGAGGGGUUUGAGCCUGACAGUUCACUAUCGAUGAAGGGGUAAGGAGAGUUUGAAGGUGGUUCUGCUGUAUCAGAUUGAAAAUGUUGGAGGGUCCAAAGUUUCCAGGUAUUAUGGGCGUAAACAACGGCAAUGAUAAUUUUGUUGACCUGUCACAAGUGUUCUACCAUAAGCUUGGUGAGGGGUCCAACAUGUCUAUAGACAGCUUUAAUAGUUUGCAGAUGAGCAACGGUGGUGGGUCAGUUGCGAUGUCUCUUGACAAUAGUAGUGUCGGGUCUAACGACUCACACACUCGCAUCUUAAAUCACCAAGGUUUGAAACGUGUCAAAAAUAAUUAUACAGAUGCCCAUAGUGUGAAUAGAGGAAGAGUCUCUCAGGGCUUAAGUGAUGAUGCUUUGGCUAGAGCUCUAUUAGAUGCUCGUUUCCCAACAGAGGGGCUUGAGAAUUUUGAUGAGUGGACCAUCGAUCUGAGGAAACUUAGCAUGGGAUCUGCUUUUGCACAAGGUGCAUUUGGGAAGCUCUAUAAAGGUACUUACAAUGGUGAGGAUGUUGCUAUCAAGCUUUUGGAAAAGCCAGAAAAUGACUUAGAUAGGGCACACCUCAUGGAGCAACAAUUCCAGCAGGAGGUUAUGAUGCUUGCAAGAUUAAAGCAUCAAAACAUAGUUCGAUUCAUUGGUGCAUGCCGUAAACCCAUGGUAUGGUGUAUUGUGACUGAAUAUGCCAAAGGAGGUUCUGUUCGGCAGUUUUUGACCAAGCGGCAGAACAGAUCAGUGCCUUUGAAAUUGGCAGUGAAGCAGGCGUUGGAUGUUGCAAAGGGAAUGGAAUAUGUGCAUGGACUUGGAUUAAUUCAUAGGGAUUUGAAGUCGGACAACCUUCUAAUUUCGGCUGACAAAUCAAUUAAGAUUGCCGACUUCGGAGUUGCUCGAAUUGAGGUGCAGACCGAAGGAAUGACCCCCGAGACAGGGACCUACCGCUGGAUGGCUCCGGAGAUGAUCCAGCACCGGUCCUACACACAGAAGGUAGAUGUUUAUAGUUUUGGGAUCGUUCUCUGGGAACUGAUCACAGGGAUGCUUCCGUUCCAGAACAUGACAGCGGUGCAGGCUGCAUUUGCUGUUGUGAAUAAAGGCGUCCGGCCGACCAUCCCACAUGACUGCCUUCCAGUUCUGAGUGAAAUUAUGACACGCUGCUGGGAUGGAAACGAAGAUGUGAGGCCACCCUUCACGCAGAUUGUGAGAAUGCUUGAACAUGCGGAGACAGAGAUCAUGACCACAGUGCGUAAGGCUCGAUUCAGGUGCUGCAUGAGUCAGCCAAUGACUACCGAUUGAUCAUGUGUGUGGGAGGAGAAGAAGACAGUAAAGAAAUGGAAACAAUUAAUAUUAUUAGCUGAAAAGGAAGGCAUGUGUAGUAAGUAAUUAAUUUCUUUCUUGAGAUAGGGUGAAAAAGAGGGAGAAAAUUAUGAUAUGAAGUGAACAACUACUUGUUUUUGUUGGAUUCUUUUUGAUUUCAUGGAUUAAUGUGUUGCUGAAUUAGUAGUAAUGAAGGAGAUUUUAUUUGAUGUAUUUA